This is a messenger RNA of Branchiostoma floridae (Florida lancelet), 2854 nucleotides long. Its product is annotated as retinoblastoma-binding protein 5 homolog. The transcript has 16 exons. The record is from RefSeq and is a predicted model, not a curated record. Gene Ontology annotation, molecular function: protein binding. NCBI's taxonomy places the organism in Eukaryota, Metazoa, Chordata, Leptocardii, Amphioxiformes, Branchiostomatidae. Gene Ontology annotation, cellular component: Set1C/COMPASS complex. Bases 107 to 1771 code for a protein of 554 amino acids.
CUCGUGCGCAGAGUUUUGUGUGCAAAGUGCUCUGGGCACGAGCUUCCCAUCAUCCUCUCUUGUUUUGGCGGUGCGGAAAAAAAAGAAAGAUCUCAUCCAGCGAAAUAUGAACCUAGAAUUACUCGAAUCGUUCGGACAGAACUACCCAGAGGAGGCAGAUGGGACCCUGGACAGCAUCAGUCUGGCCAUCACCUGUGCCUUCAACAGGCGGGGCACGCUGCUGGCCGUGGGGUGUAACGACGGGAGGAUCGUGAUCUGGGACUUCCUCACCAGAGGCAUCGCCAAAAUCGUCAACGCUCACGUGCAUCCAGUCUGCUCUGUCAGCUGGAGCAGAGAUGGGUACAAGUUACUGAGUGCCUCCACAGACAACAAUGUGACCAUCUGGGACGUCCUGACUAGUGACUGUGAGCAGAGGUACCGCUUCCCUUCACCCAUACUCAAGGUGCAGUUCCACCCGCGAGACAAUUCUCGAUUCCUGGUGUGCCCUAUGAAGCAUGCUCCCGUGCUGGUCUGUAGAGAUGGCGGUCACUCUGUGGUUCCAGUAGAUGAUGAUUCUGACCUGAACAUAGUUGCAUCCUUUGACAGAAGAGGGGAGCAUGUUUAUACAGGGAACGCCAAAGGAAAGGUUACUGUGUUAAAGACCAAGGAGUUGGAGCUGGUCGCCUCAUUCAGAGUGACGACUGGAACAAGCAACACCACUGCCAUCAAGUCUAUAGAGUUUGCCAGGAGGGGAAACACAUUCCUGGUGAACACCGCGGACCGUAUUAUCCGAGUGUACGAGGGGGGAGAAGUACUGGCCUGUGGGAAGGACGGCGAGCCAGAACCCAUUCAGAAACUACAGGAUCUGGUCAACAGAACGCCGUGGAAGAAAUGCUGCUUUUCUGGAGAUGGGGAGUACAUUGUAGCAGGUUCUGCCAGGCAACACGCCCUGUACAUCUGGGAGAAACAGGUUGGAAACCUGGUGAAGAUCCUUCAUGGCACCAGGGGGGAGCUACUGUUGGAUGUGGUGUGGCACCCAGUGCGCCCUAUCAUUGCAUCAGUAUCCAGUGGUGUGGUGUCAGUGUGGGCACAGAACCAAGUAGAGAACUGGAGUGCCUUUGCUCCUGACUUUAAGGAGCUUGAUGAGAAUGUGGAGUAUGACGAACAUGAGAGCGAGUUUGACAUUGAGGAUGACGACAAGUCUGUAGAAGAGAAAGAAGGUCCAGAGGAGGAAGAUGAGGAGGUUGACGUGACGACAGUGGACGCCAUCGCAGCCUUCUGCUCCUCAGACGAGGAGGACGACAAGGACAACUCCCUCCUGUACCUCCCCAUCACUCCGGAGGUGGAUGAUCCCGAGGAGGUCGGCUGGGGGCCUCCCCAGGAGCAACCCCCUCAGGAAGAGGCAGUGGAGACCAAGAAACGCUCCCACUCCAGUCACCAGGACGGUGCCCCGUCUCCCAAGAAGAGGAAGGUGAAAACUUACGACAUCCACCUGCAGGAUGCACCUGCUGAUGAAAUCCACCCACUGUUGUGUGCCAAAGGUUCAGAAGGCAAGGCGAAGAAGAAAGCGGGCAGGCCCAAAACUCACAGCAAGGUGGGCUCGGGCAAGUCCAAGGGCACGCGGGGGGCAGCAGCGCUGGCAGACAUCACAUCGGGAAGGGUCAAGGACCUGCCGGACAGAACAAGCUCUGGCACGGAAGGUAAAUCUGAGGGAGCACUGACCACAGCUGACUCUAUGGACAGUCAGAGUGAAGGGAUGUUAGCGUCGGACACGGUAGUAACAGCACAAUGAGAAGCAACAGCAGUCAAACAAUUAAUCAGCAACGAGGACUGGAUAUACACACGCGUUUUUGGAGUCAACUCAGUGGGAGUCAACUCAGGAGUCAACUGUGUUUAAACACAGGGCCACAAAGUGACUUGGAGUUUUUUCUUCCAGAUAUCGAUCAGACACAGACUCUGUGCAGAAGUCCAGGGUUUACUAUCUCUCAGCUACCAAGGAUCAAUGCAACAGUUAUUUGACCAACAUGCCAACAUGUACAGAAUUUUUCCAGAUAAUGAUAAAAACAUAGUCGUUCUAAAACAUAGUAGUUCUAAAAUGACGUGAAAUGGUUUCUCAGAGUGGCGUACCGGUAUAAUACUUCUAAGCGUUGCACAACUCACCGGGAGUUGACCCGUGAAGUUACGUAUACACCCAUGAAAAAUGCGGUCUCUUGAGCUAAUACAAGUCGACCCUCUCGAGAGGAUACAUGAGUACCCUAAAAGUCUGUUUGCACUCAGUCCAAACUCCACUGUGCUGAGUCGACUCCAAAAUGUGUGUGUAAAUCCAGACUGUGGCUCAACAGCCACACAGCAACUUGCUUGUACAUAAAUAAUACAGACUAUUAGACAGAGGUUAGGUUUCUGUACAUGUUUUGUGUAUGUCCAUCAUUUCAAAAUUUAGAAGUAUGGUUUCCUUGUCGAAGAACCCUAUUGUACACACCCGGUCAAUUCAACAAAACGGUUCAUAAUGUCAGUGCAUUCCGAUUCAAUGUACAUUGUAUGUGGUCACUUUAUGAUAAUACAUUUCCAUGUACACCUAUCAACUUGUAAAUUGUUUGGUGGUAAAAUUCAUUUUUUAGUUUUGUCGAGGAACACUGUGAUAGAAGAAUUGUAUCUUGUUCCUGGUAAUACUACAGGUAGAUAUACUCUUAGUACUUGUACAUAGUACAUGUAUAAUGGCAUCAUUGUGUUGUAGAAACAGGCAGUUCAGAACUUCAGCAAGCUUAAUGUUGAAAACGUUUUACCAUAACAUCAGUUACAGAAGCAACAAAGAAAGAAAUUUACAUAUUGAAUUCCAUAGUAUUUGUGUUGUAAAUAAAGUAUUUUAUGACCUUUA